AUGCCUUUUCUAUCAUUUUUAUUACUUUUUCCACUUGUAGGAGCUUUAAUUAUUGCUUGUAUACCAAGCUGGAAAGUUCGUGCCAUCAAAAUAAUUGCUUUGUGUAUAAGUCUUAUUAAUUUUGUUGUAGCGAGUGGACUAUGGAUUGUAUUUGAUAAUUCUACAGCUAAAUUUCAGUUUGUCGAACAUAUUGGAUGGUUACCAUUUUUUAAUAUGAAUGCGUAUAUAGGGAUAGAUGGUAUUUCACUUUUCUUUAUUGUGUUAACCACAUUUCUCGUUCCAGUUUGUUUGCUUGUAGGGUGGGUGAAUAUUUCAAAACAUGUCAAAGAAUAUUGUCUUGCAUUUCUUAUUCUAGAAACUUGUAUGCUUGCUGUUUUCUGUAUGUUAGAUUUACUCCUUUUCUACGUAUUUUUUGAGAGUGUUCUUUUACCAAUGUUUUUGAUUAUUGGUGUUUGGGGUUCACGUGCUCGAAAAAUCCGUGCAGCCUAUCAGUUUUUCCUCUAUACACUUGUAGGUUCUGUACUUAUGCUUUUAGCUAUUCUUUUAAUUUAUUUUCAAGUGGGGACAACUGAUUUACAGGUAUUACUUGUCUCUGAAUUUAGUGAGCGUCGUCAACUCUUGUUAUGGCUUGCUUUCUUUGCUUCGUUUGCUGUAAAAGUACCUAUGGUACCAUUACAUAUUUGGCUUCCUGAAGCGCAUGUUGAAGCUCCAACUGCAGGUUCUGUAAUCCUUGCUGGAAUUCUUUUAAAACUUGGAACAUAUGGUUUUCUCCGUUUUUCAAUUCCAUUAUUUCCUGAAGCUUCUCUCUAUUUUACACCAUUAAUCUACACAAUGAGCAUUAUUGGUAUUGUAUAUGCUUCAUUAACUACUUUACGUCAAAUUGAUUUAAAAAAAAUUAUUGCGUAUUCGUCUGUAGCUCAUAUGGGAUUUGUAACCAUUGGAUUAUUUAGUUUAAAUGUUCAAGGUGUAGAGGGUGCAAUACUUCUCAUGUUAAGUCAUGGAUUUGUUGCUUCUGCUUUAUUUUUAUGUGUUGGUACUUUAUAUGAUCGAACACAUACACGUUUAAUUCAAUACUAUGGUGGUUUAGUACAUAUUAUGCCUUUAUUCUCGUUCUUUUUUCUUGUUUUCACGAUGGGGAACUUAAGUUUACCUGGGACAAGUAGUUUUGUUGGUGAAUUCCUUAUUCUGGUUGGUACCUUCCAAACAAAUACAUGGAUUGCAACACUUGCAGCAACUGGAAUGAUUCUUGGAGGUGCUUACUCUAUUUGGCUAUAUAACCGUGUGGUUUUUGGAAACCUUAAACCAUUAUACAUAUCAAUGGGUUCUGAUGUAAAUCGAAGAGAAUUCUGGAUUUUUGUACCCUUUGUACUGGCUAUUUUAUGGAUGGGUUUUUAUCCACAAGUAUUUUUAGACCCUAUGCACGUUUCAGUUUCAAAUGUUAUCCAACAUGGUGCAUACAUUUCAUAA
Micromonas commoda is the source of this 1467-nucleotide messenger RNA. The record is from the annotation of a RefSeq genome assembly. NCBI's taxonomy places the organism in Eukaryota, Viridiplantae, Chlorophyta, Mamiellophyceae, Mamiellales, Mamiellaceae.